Messenger RNA from Selaginella moellendorffii, 879 nucleotides. RefSeq lists its product as uncharacterized. The transcript is spliced from 3 exons. NCBI's taxonomy places the organism in Eukaryota, Viridiplantae, Streptophyta, Lycopodiopsida, Selaginellales, Selaginellaceae. The record is from RefSeq and is a predicted model, not a curated record. Bases 57 to 797 code for a protein of 246 amino acids.
GGGCAUUUUUAGAGAGAGAAGAGAAGUUUCGAGAGAGGAGAGCGACGAGGAGAGCGAUGGAAGUUCUGAGCGAUGAGAGUGUUGUGGAGCGUGUUCUUGGAUCUCCGGAGCUUCUGUGCUGCAGUGAUUUCAGGAGUGUGAGAGAGGUCCUGGUAGGAAUGUACGGGGUGAAAGAGUCUCUCUUUUCUGAGAUCGCUCCUUUGGAUGAAUCUCCCCCAGAUCGCGCAAGAACGGAGAUCGCGCAGCGUCUCGCGAGCAUUCUUACUAGGGCUCCAAGCCCCAUGGCGCCAGAGAUUAUGCAGCUCUUGUCCAUGCUCGAAGAGCUGGAUCCAGAGCUCGUGGAAGUGGAUCGCCGCUGGCUACGCCUGGUUGCAGACGUGAACCGCCGAUAUAGCUGCUUUGUCGGUGUGGGUGUCGAGCCCAACGGGCCCAUGGGAAUCCAGCGCGGACUUUGGGGGCAGCGGAUCGUGACCUACUACAUGGAUAUCCCGGAGCUUGGACUGCUCGACUACAAGGCAACGUACACUUGCGACCAAUUCAAGAAUCCACUAAGCUACAGUGGCACGCGAGAUAUCUUCUUGGUCUCCGCUGCUGAGGGACUUGUGAAUCGUCCUCCUGCCCUUCUUGGGCCAUUUGUGACCCGUGGUGAUCGUGCUGCUGCUGAUGCCUUUGCUGCCGCUGCCGAGGCCGAGGUCGAGGAACGCCCUGCCGGCGCUGAGGCCGAGGUCGAUGUCGAGGAACGCCCUGGCGGCGCUGAGGCCGAGGAAGAACGCGUGGAAAUGGAGAUGGAACUCUAGAAACUUCUGCUUGAACGAUGUUUGUAAAAAUUUUGAUCGAAAUCCCAAUGCAGCUCACGCCUCGCGCGAGGCCGAUUCCAAA